GAAGCGGCGCUGUUGAGGACGAUUUUGUUAGCCAUCAAACGGGAGCAGUUUGCAGUGCCUGUGGGUGUCAUGUCUGGUCGUGGCAAACAAGGAGGUAAGACCCGCGCCAAGGCGAAGUCGCGGUCGUCCCGCGCAGGUCUGCAGUUUCCGGUGGGGCGAGUGCAUCGCCUGCUGCGCAAAGGCAACUACGCCGAGCGGGUGGGGGCUGGCGCGCCCGUGUACAUGGCGGCAGUUCUUGAGUAUCUGACCGCCGAAAUCCUCGAGCUAGCGGGCAACGCGGCCCGAGACAACAAAAAGACGCGCAUCAUUCCUCGUCACCUGCAGCUGGCUAUUCGUAACGACGAGGAGUUGAACAAGCUGUUGGGCAAAGUCACCAUCGCCCAGGGCGGCGUUUUGCCGAACAUCCAGGCUGUGUUGCUCCCCAAGAAGACGGAGAGCCACCACAAGGCAAAGGGCAAGUGAGGCCGGUCUCCGGAAGCCCUCCCAAUCCCCCUACUCGAAGGGGCACCUCUGAAAUCAAAGGCUCUUUUCAGAGCCACCCAUUUUUUCAAAUAAAAAGAGUUGUUCCAGCA
This is a messenger RNA of Balaenoptera ricei (Rice's whale), 572 nucleotides long. Its product is annotated as histone H2A type 2-A. Gene Ontology annotation, molecular function: protein heterodimerization activity; structural constituent of chromatin; DNA binding. The record is from RefSeq and is a predicted model, not a curated record. NCBI's taxonomy places the organism in Eukaryota, Metazoa, Chordata, Mammalia, Artiodactyla, Balaenopteridae. The transcript has a single exon. Bases 70 to 462 code for a protein of 130 amino acids. Gene Ontology annotation, cellular component: nucleosome.